AUGAAUGACGCGCUUAUCGAUUGUAUUUACAGCGGAGAUCUCGUAAGCCAAGUCGCACGUGAUGUGACUAUUUUGUAUACCGAGCUCGAGAAAAUUGCUAAAACGAACUCUGAGAAGGUCAUGAACUUGAGAGGCCGAGGAAAAGGCACUUACAUUGCCUUUGACACUAUCGGAGCUGCUGAUCUCAUGGCGAAAAUGCGAAGCCACGGUAUCAUCUUGGGUGCCUAUGGAAAUUCGACGAUCCGACUAAGACCUAUGUUGAUUUUUCGUGAGGAACACGUAAACGCACCGGAAGCGAUACUUGGCGAGAAGACAUAUCAGUGA
This is a messenger RNA of Lithohypha guttulata, 324 nucleotides long. RefSeq names its product 4-aminobutyrate transaminase. The transcript has 4 exons. The record is from RefSeq and is a predicted model, not a curated record. Gene Ontology annotation, biological process: GABA catabolic process. The coding region runs from base 1 to 324 and encodes 107 amino acids. Lineage: Eukaryota; Fungi; Ascomycota; Eurotiomycetes; Chaetothyriales; Trichomeriaceae. Gene Ontology annotation, cellular component: mitochondrion. Gene Ontology annotation, molecular function: pyridoxal phosphate binding.